AUGCAGGCCGAGGCCGAGCACAGUAGUAGUAUCGAGUCCCAGUCGCCUGCUUCGACGGACGUCACCCGUCAUCGCUGCUACCUGUGCAGCAGAUCCUACGAAAGAUAUGACCACCUGAGCCGCCAUCUCAAGUCGCACGACAACGAGCGCUCCCAUCGCUGCGAGGACUGCGGCAAAGGCUUCAACCGCGCGGAUCUUCUGAAUCGACAUCGCGCCGCCCACGCCAAGAACUCCACGGGAGAUGUCUCUCGACGUCGGACGCCCCGAGCCUGUGAGGCUUGUAUCAAAGCCAAGACCAAGUGCGAUGACGAGCGGCCUUGCAAACGGUGCAAGACGCGGGACAUGGUGUGUGUAGAAAGCGAGGGGCGCGGCGGCGAAACGAGACACGAAGGCUCCACGAGCAACACCGGGCCCCUCCUCGAGACGCCGGUGUCUUUGCCACGCAGUACAGACGCAACCAGUCGCCCCGAAGAGAGCGUCGCCGUCUUCACCCCUCACGGAUUCCAGCCGGACUCAUUGGGUGCGGAUACCUCCCUGGAUGAUCUUAGCUUCCCGGACUUCUUCGAGCAGAUCAUGAUGCCGGAUUACGGACCUCCGACACAGCUCGCAAUACCUCCUGACGUGUCCAACUUCACCCAAGACGUCAAUCUGGAUGCUCUGGACUUGGACUUCGACUUCACCUUUCUCGCGGGCGGCUUAACGCGACCCUCGACCGCCCACGGUUUCCCCAACGGCCAUCAGCAGGCCAAUCAUCAGGCCUCCACCCCCCAUUCGAAUGCUCAGCUUCGCUCAGAAGCAUUCCAGCGAUCACCGUGGUCGUGGAAUUCCUGGAUUCCGCCCCGCAACCACCAUGCCUUUACUGGCCAGGAAGAAAUCAACGUGCGAGAGGACGGGGUGUCAGCUACACAUCGGCAUGUGAGCUCGAGCGUUCACCGCGCAGCACACUGUGAGCUGGACGGUGAGGCUAGAGAUCGCAUGAUUCGCACUGUGACUCAAGUUGCAUCUUCAAGGCUUUCAAUUCCUUCUUUUCCCUCUUUAAAGCUGCUGGAGGACCUGAUCAAUGUCUGCUUGCUCCAGGACUGUAACUCUCUUGACUCAUGCAUCCAUGCGCCUACAUUCUCAAGUCGAACGUCCAGAACCGAGCUACUCUUAGCUAUGGUGGCCAGUGGUUCGAGAUAUAUUGCCCUCGACCCUGUGUGGAAAACGGGGCUCGUCAUACAGGAAGUGGCUCGUCUUGCUGUGGCCGAGGUCUUUGAGGGCGACAAUAGCACGACGCGAGAGAUACAGCCUUUGCAGGCAUUCCUCCUUUGGCUUGACGUCGGUGUCUGGAGUGGCUUUCGGAGGAAGACGGAAAUCGCGCAAUCUUUCUUGCAGCCCGUGACCACGAUGCUGACCUGGUCACAGUCCUUCACCAAGUUUCGGUAUCAGGACUUUACGCCGCUUGUCAAUGAUUCCGACGACGUUCUCCGGGAUAAGUGGAAGUCUUGGUUAGAGCAGGAGACCCGAAAAAGGCUGGUUCUACACACAUUCGUCUACGAAUCUCGAGUUGCCCUGGCAAAUCUGCAAGGCCAGAUGCUUUCACCCGCGCAAUUGAUGUUGCCCUUACCGGCCUCGUUAGAUCUAUGGCUGGCCCCAAAUGCCCAUUCCUGGAGAAACGCACAUCUAAUGAAACGACCGCCGGACCGACAGUCCUUACCAUCCGUAAUGGACCUGUUUGGAAACUUGAGCCUCCUUAACGGUAUGCACGAAUACGUCGACAAGCCUCUGUGCAUGCUGAUUGCAUGCCAUGCUCUCGCUCAUGACGUCUCGCAAUUUCGCCAGCAGGCCAAACUCCUCGCCAAUUGGUCAUUCGAAGGACGCAGAGAUAGAUGGUUAUCGCAUUUUAACCGUCAACGCGAAAUUAUGGAUGAUCUCCAUUCGACGAACGCAUACUGCGAGAUGGACAAGAGCGUCUCGUCGGAGAUACUCUUCACAAUUGAGUAUCUAGCGAUGUCUUUACACACCGACAUGGAAGAUAUUCAAGCAUUCAGUGGCAAACUAGGCGAGCAGGAAGCACGAAAGGCCUUCCCUCGAGUUCGUGCCUGGACUGAAAAUGCCGAGGCUAGGAACGCGGUGUGGCACGCAGGACAAUGCUUCAGAAUCGCUCGUGGGUUUGAGAAGACCAAGCUGCGAGACUUCUAUGCGGUGGCAUUGUAUCAGGCAACGCUAACGCUUUGGGUUUACGGCAUGGUGACCUCAAAUACCGCUCGAACAAGCGGCGACAGGACCCCGACGCAACACAGGGGGGGAGCAACUGAAAGACCUAGUAGUCAGGGCUCCUCACUCAGCCAGGGCAGUCUCAUCUACCUUGACGACAGCAAUGACAAGACCGCCAAGCCGUUCAAGCUUCUUGGCCAAGGCGUCCCGGGUCUGAGAAGCAUCUCAAGGACCAGCACGGAGCCAGAGCCCUGGAUUCAUGCGUCAACCGACUUCUGUUCCCUAUAUGACUCCAAAGGGUUGAUGCUGCUGGCAGAAGAGACUUUGAGACAGAACUUUCCCGAGAGUCGUAAUGGGUUACCGUCACUUGUGGAGAAUCUUGUCAACCUGAUGAGUGAGCUUGGAAAGCUUUCCGGGCGAUGA
Molecule: messenger RNA, 2619 nt
Organism: Lecanosticta acicola
Lineage: Eukaryota; Fungi; Ascomycota; Dothideomycetes; Mycosphaerellales; Mycosphaerellaceae
Source: the annotation of a GenBank genome assembly